GACAGCUGCCCUGGCUCCCUCCCAGCAAGAACCCCCAGACCCUCAUCUCUCAUAAGGAAAGGGACUUCUGGGUCCUUUAAAAAAAAAAAAAAAUCCCACCUCAAUCCCCCAGGGCUCUCCUGCAGCUGCUGGAGAGAGAGAUGCAGAAUGAAUGAACUUCUGGUUUCUGGAGGAGGCACGGGAAGAAAGAUUGGAAACUGACUCUGCUAGAAACUGCUGUUUUGGGGAUUUUUUUCUUCCCCUUCAUCUCCACCAGAAACCUGUCCCUUCCCUGGGCACCAAGAGAUGGGCUCCCCUUGCCUGGCAGAGAAACAGCUGGAAACUGGCUCCCUGAGACAAGAAGACUGGUAAACCCAGCGCUUCCUACCUGGUGGUCUUCAGCAAUGCCCAUGCCUUCCAGAGACGGGGGCCUGCAUCCCAGACACCACCACUAUGGUUCCCACAGCCCUUGGAGUCAGCUCCUGUCCAGCCCCAUGGAGACGCCGUCCAUCAAGGGCCUUUACUACCGGAGGGUGCGGAAGGUGGGUGCCCUGGACGCCUCCCCAGUGGACCUGAAGAAGGAGAUCCUGAUCAACGUGGGGGGCAGGAGGUAUCUCCUCCCCUGGAGCACACUGGACCGGUUCCCGCUGAGCCGCCUGAGCAAACUCAGGCUCUGUCGGAGCUACGAGGAGAUCGUGCAGCUCUGCGAUGAUUACGACGAGGACAGCCAGGAGUUCUUCUUCGACAGGAGCCCCAGCGCCUUCGGGGUGAUCGUGAGCUUCCUGGCGGCCGGGAAGCUGGUGCUUCUGCAGGAGAUGUGCGCGCUGUCCUUCCAGGAGGAGCUGGCCUACUGGGGCAUCGAGGAGGCCCACCUGGAGAGGUGCUGCCUGCGGAAGCUGCUGAGGAAGCUGGAGGAGCUGGAGGAGCUGGCCAAGCUGCACAGGGAGGACGUACUGAGGCAGCAGAGGGAGACCCGCCGCCCCGCCUCGCACUCCUCGCGCUGGGGCCUGUGCAUGAACCGGCUGCGCGAGAUGGUGGAAAACCCGCAGUCCGGGCUGCCCGGGAAGGUCUUCGCUUGCCUCUCCAUCCUCUUCGUGGCCACCACAGCCGUCAGCCUGUGUGUCAGCACCAUGCCCGACCUCAGGGCAGAGGAGGACCAGGGCGAAUGCUCUCGGAAGUGCUACUAUAUUUUCAUCGUGGAGACCAUCUGCGUGGCCUGGUUCUCCCUGGAGUUCUGCCUGCGGUUUGUCCAGGCCCAAGACAAGUGUCAGUUCUUCCAGGGGCCCCUGAACAUCAUCGACAUCCUGGCCAUCUCCCCAUACUACGUGUCGCUGGCGGUGUCUGAGGAGCCCCCGGAGGACGGCGAGAGGCCGAGCGGGAGCUCCUACCUGGAGAAGGUGGGGCUGGUCCUGCGUGUGCUGCGAGCGCUGCGCAUCCUCUACGUGAUGCGCCUGGCUCGCCACUCGCUGGGGCUGCAGACGCUGGGGCUCACCGUGCGCCGUUGCACACGUGAGUUCGGCCUGCUCCUUCUCUUCCUGGCCGUGGCCAUCACCCUCUUCUCCCCUUUGGUCUACGUGGCCGAGAAGGAGUCCGGGCGGGUGCUGGAGUUCACCAGCAUCCCCGCCUCCUAUUGGUGGGCCAUCAUCUCCAUGACAACGGUGGGCUACGGGGACAUGGUGCCCCGCAGUGUGCCAGGCCAGAUGGUGGCCCUCAGCAGCAUCCUGAGCGGGAUCCUCAUCAUGGCCUUCCCGGCCACGUCUAUCUUCCACACCUUCUCCCACUCCUACCUGGAGCUCAAGAAGGAGCAGGAGCAGCUUCAGGCCCGCCUCCGCCACCUCCAAAACACCGGUCCAGCCAGUGAAUGUGAACUCCUGGACCCCCAUGUGGCCAGUGAACAUGAGCUCAUGAACGAUGUCAAUGACCUAAUCCUGGAGGGCCCAGCCUUGCCUAUCAUGCACAUGUAACUCAGCACCCCCCAUGACUACAUGGUAACCUCAACCCAUCACCCUGCCUGAAACACACUCAAGGGUACCCCGCAUAGACCACCUGGUGGUGUUUCUAGAGCCCAGGGAAGACUUUCAAAGCUGGAGGGGCAUAAGGCCACAGAGGCUGUGUGUCUGUGAUCCUUGUCCCUCGGGGCCCCGAUGUCCCAGGCUGACUGUGUCCAGCCUGCUUGCCUUUUCCUCUCUCUGCCCAUCUACUGAGCAUGUCCAAUCUUGCUGGAGUAGCUCAGUCUCCUUUCAUUCUCUUUUCCUUCCCAGCAGAGGCUUUAACAUCCCAGGCUGGGUUCUGGAUGCCCAUAGAACUGGUAACCAUUGGUAUUUGCAUACUGAGCCUAUGUAAUUUCAUGAUUUCCCUAAGACCCUCCUUCCUGGGCCAUGCCACCACUGGAAAUCAAAGGUCCAGUCACUGCAAACCCCUCUAAUCAGAUCUCCCCACCCAACCUUUCCACGGGUUCCAGAGGGAUCAAUAUGUUCUCCUUCUGCUCACCACCACCAGUGAUAUUUCCCUAAUGCUGCUACCUCCCGCCAGCUCUGAACACUUGUAGCUAAGAAGGCAGAAUCAGCCUUUUUGCAGUAAAUCUCAUGUUGAGGCUGAUGCCCCCAAGCCUGCCAUCCUUUACCUGGAGCUCAAGAAGGAGCAGGCAUCCCCAGGCAUGCCUGGGAUCUGUGACCUGGGACCUGGGACCUGGGACCUGGGCAGAAACUCCACUUUCCAGCACAGCCAGGCCCUCCCUGGCCGCCUGGACUCUUGGUGUGGUGUUCUCCAGUUAUCCAGUCCUUAGCCUUGACAGAGACAAACUCUUUCAGGGUCCAUGUUGUCCCUUGAGAGGAUCGUUCCUGCUGCUGGUUGCUCCCACACUGCAGGGGCCUUAGCUUUUCAUCCACAGCUGAGCCCCCAUGGACUCAAUGUAGCUUUGGCACAGAAACAAGGGGAAUUGUAGGUGCUGUCCCUUGCUGGCUUCCCAGACUAGUCAUCUCCAUGCUGGAGGAUAGACAUUCUUAGCUCACAUUUCAAUGUAUUCAUUUCUGCAUUCAUCUGUGAACAGAGUCUGUCCUUUGCAUCCAGGGGAGGAGGCAGAUGGAGGUCUGAGUCACUGGAGAUAAACCAGCAUAUUCUGAGAGCAGGCAGGAAGGAGCAAUGACUUCCAAGCAGUGGGCUCCCAAAGGCCUCACAGAGACAUGGGCAGGGCUGGAGAGUAGAGGUGUAUUUUAGGAGAUGAAGCUGAACAGCUGGGUUGGGUUGAGAAGGCGUGGGCCUUGAAUGCUUUAUGGAGGGCAGAGUGAUGUGCACAGGCUGUGGGUUAGGGAGAUGAUGAGGCUGGAUUGGGCAUGAGAAGCCCAGUUUGGGAUGAGGAGCCAUUGAGCCAUUCAGGCAAGACAGCCCUCCCUCCUUCACGGGCUUAAUCCUGCAAGAUUCUGUCAAAUCCUGGCUUCUCCCAGCAGGACACACCUUGGAGACAUCCUGAUGGCACUUCCCCAGAGUGGCAUGGCCCACAUAGGAGUUUGCUGUUGGCUCUAGGACUCUUGAAGAAAGUGCACAAGAUCAAAACAGGUGACAGUGAAGUGGUUUCGGCCCUGCCAAUCUGAUAUCGUGUACGUAUGAGAGUGGUCAGCAUUUUACCACUGGUAACAAGUUCCUUGCUGUUCAUUCAUUCUGCUAGUUUUUUGCGAUUUCCCGCUGUGUGCCAGGCAUAGUCCUCCACUGAUGGCAAUGCCAGACAGCAGCGUGGCAGAGGGCUCUGGCCCAGGAAGCACCCUGCACCAGCACCUAGCGUCCAGGGAGCCUUGGCCUCCUGGCGAGCCUGCCUUUCCUUGGAGUCCUCCAGGUGUCCCCCCAACUAUACAGGCACAUGUCCCCAUUCUUUUAGACCCCAAUCUUUCCCAAGCUGACAUGUCACCAGGUGACAUAGUGGUUCAGUGGCCAUGACACAAGGAAAGCCCCUUCACCCUAUAAAAUCCCCAGCCUGGAUGGCCACUCCACUCCACAAAGUGACAGGCAGAUUCCCAUAAGCGUUGCGUAGAAAUUCCAUGUCACAGGCACCUUGGACAGUAGCCAUAGAAGUGUUUCUGUUCCAGAGUAACAUUUUAUUUAUUACUUAUUUAUUUAUUUAUUUAUUGACAGAGUCUCUCUCUGUCCGCCAGGCUGGAGUGCAGUGGCUUGAUCCCAGCUCACUGCAACCUCCGCCUCCUGGGUUCAAGCAAUUCUCCUGCCUCAGCCUCCCAAAUAGCGGGGAUUACAGGCACCCACCACCUGUAAUCCCAGCUAUUUGGAGAUCAAAUGCUCAGCUAAUUUGAUAUUUUUAGUAGAGACAAGGUUUCACCAUGUGGACAGGCUGGUCUUGAACUCCUGAUGUCAGGUGAUCCGCCUGCCUCGGCCUCCCAAAGUGCUGGAAUUACAGGCACGAGCCACCGCACCCGGCCCAGACUAACAUUUUUUUUUUUUUUUUUUUUGAGACAGAGUCUCCCUCUGUCACCCAGGCUGGAGUGCAGUGGCUCAAUCUCGGCUCACUGCAAGCUCCGCCUCCCAGGUUCACGCCAUUCUCCUGCCUCAGCCUCCUGAGUAGCUGUGACUACAGGUGCCACCACCACGCCUGGAUAAUUUUUUGUAUUUUUAGGAGAGACGGGGUUUCACCAUGUUAGCCAGGAUGGUCUCCAUCUCCUGACCUCGUGAUCCGCCCGCCUCGGCCUCCCAAAGUGCUGGGAUUACAGGCGUGAGCCACCGUGCCCAAGCCUGACUAACAUUUUAAUAACUACGCUUAGGCAAAAUAGUAAAAGGACAAAGUCUCCCACUUACUCUCUUUCUGGGGACUGACUGGCUUGGGCGCUGGCUGAAACCCAGUGUCUUCACUCCCUGUGUGACCUCGGGCAGGCCCCUUCCCCCUCAGUUAGCUGCAGGCAGGUGUUGGACUAGAUCUGUGGUUUUCUGACCUGGGUUCCACAAAGCAAGCUCAGGGACUGUCCUGCGGAUGAAGAAGACCAGCAGCAAAGCAGGCAGAGCUCUGCCUCCUGGGGCAAAACAUUUGCAAUUAAUGACACUGAAAAGAAUGUGCAAAUCCCCAGUCUCCUCUCCUUCCCGUCAGUGUCCAGCCCAGCCCUUUGAACUGAGUGGUAAGCUCAUUCUGGAACCAGAGACAAAGCCUAAACAGCCACUGGAAGGUCUGGGACCCACAUCAGCCCCCACAUCUGCCCUGCCUUCUCAUCGAAGACAUAUUUUGUGCGCAUGCCUGGUGAAAACUUCUUAAUGACAGCUCUGCCCAUCCCUGUAACUGGCUUCUACCCAGGCAUAUCCCUUCUCCUCUGCUUCACCUACCAGACCUCUUCACCAAAGUGUGCCAGCACUAAAAGAAACAUUUAAAAUCAAAAUUAGGUGAAGCACCACCACCAUUAUGAGAUUCUAUAGUGUCUUAAUGUUCACCCAGUUGAGAUUCUCUGCUAAAUUAGACAUGGAAAAUUGGAAUUGAUUGCUCGCAUGUGGGGCUUAAUUAAACGCUCUAUUUUUUCUCCCUGGUAAUGUCCCAGGA
This is a messenger RNA of Homo sapiens (human), 5503 nucleotides long. RefSeq names its product potassium voltage-gated channel modifier subfamily G member 4 (gene KCNG4). Gene Ontology annotation, biological process: protein homooligomerization; monoatomic ion transport; transmembrane transport. The transcript is spliced from 3 exons. The record is from RefSeq and is marked reviewed. Bases 384 to 1943 code for a protein of 519 amino acids. NCBI's taxonomy places the organism in Eukaryota, Metazoa, Chordata, Mammalia, Primates, Hominidae. Gene Ontology annotation, cellular component: membrane; voltage-gated potassium channel complex; plasma membrane. Gene Ontology annotation, molecular function: potassium channel regulator activity; monoatomic ion channel activity; voltage-gated potassium channel activity.